Messenger RNA from Charadrius vociferus (killdeer), 1800 nucleotides. It is a transcript of the gene CCDC183, whose product is annotated as coiled-coil domain containing 183. The record is from RefSeq and is a predicted model, not a curated record. NCBI's taxonomy places the organism in Eukaryota, Metazoa, Chordata, Aves, Charadriiformes, Charadriidae.
AUGGCCGAGCAGGAGGUGUGUGGCGUGCAGCAGUUGGAGGUGCCGCGGCGACGGUUCCAUGGGCGCAGGAAGCUCGGCUCCGUCGCUGGUCAAAGCCCGGCCACCAGCGGAGCUGCGAGGGCCACCACACACGCAGCGGGGCUGGAGAGCCGCGGCGGGAGCACCAGCACCGUGCCGGGCCGGAAGGCGAGCCUCAGCCAGCGCGUCCAGGAGCUGCGCGCCGUCAUUGCCUUGCAAGAGCAAGGGAGGAAGAUUUUCACACUGUCGUGUGAGGAAAAGCUCAGUCAGAAGAGAGAGCUGCUCCCCCGCCUGCGUGAGGCGGUGCAGGAAGACAUCAAUGCCCUGGGCAUUGUCCAGAAGUGCAACAAGCUCACCGUCUCCGAGGCUUGUGGAGCGCAGAAGCCCUUGGGCAUCACCUUGGCCAGGAAGACAGUGGAGGUGGCCCGGGAGAAGCUCCGGGCCAAAAUCUAUGAGCGGGUGAACACAUGCAACAUGCUGUUAUAUCAGCUGAAGCAGCGGAGUCAAGCCUGGGACCAGCUGCAGAGGAGACUGCAGCAGCUGGAGGAUGUUGAGAUGGAUGACAAGCGGCACCAGGCACAAGUGCAGGUGAUUCGCCAGCUGGAGAACAACAUUGAGAAGAUGCUCACGAAAGUCCGUGCUGGACAGAGGGUGACCGCCCUGUACCUGGCGGUGCGGGAUGUCCUGAGGAAGGAGCUGGCCCACCUGCCUCCGCACCUGGACCUUCUGUGCGGGAUGGCCAACCGGUACCAUAAGGAGCUGGAAGACAUGGAGGUCAUGGCCUUCAGUGCCCUUAAAGCCGCUGAUGUAACCAAGGAGGAGAUGGCCAAGAUGGAAGCCCAGUUCCGUGCGGAGAGAGAGCUCAGGUACCGCUCCCUGGCUGCCCAGAACGUGCCCAUCGACAGGCUCUGGCUGAAGGAAGCAAGCGAAAGGCACCUGAGAGCGCAAGCCAGGUACCAGCUCACCAAUCCUUCCCUGCCGCUUCCCUCCACCCUAGGCACCAAACUGGAGGCCACCAAGUCCCAGAUGGAGCGCGAGGCCUGGGUGACCGAGAAGAUGGAGAAGGCCAAGGCUGCGGUGCAGUGCUCCCGCCUCUGGGACAUCCCCAGCAGGCUACUGGCGCAGCAGAAGUCCUCAGUGGACCUGGAGCAGUAUGUCAAGGAGUGCAAGGAGAAGAAGCAGGUGCUGAAGGAGACGCUGAAGGAGCUGGAGCUGAAGCAGGCUGAGCUGAAGUUUCGCAAGCCCCCCAACACGACCAGUUGUAUGGAUGUCAAUGUGGUUGGUUCCAGGGAGCUGGAGGAGGAGCUGAGAAUGAACCUGCAGUUGGAAGAGACCCGGCUGGAGCAGAUGCGAGCCCAGAUGCUGAGGAACCAGGAGCUCCUGGUUGAGUUUGAAAAUGGCAUUGACAACCUCUUCGUCCGUCUGCAUGGCAUCACUGUGCCCGGCCAGGAUGAUUCUGCCAAGGCCGGGGGGGUGGAGGAGAAGCUCCAGCACUGUGAGCAGAAGCUGCAGUACCUGGUGGAGCGGGUAGCCAAUUUGCCCCCCGACAGCCACAGCCCCGAUGAGAGCAAUGAGACUUUUGUGAAGGUUAGGAAUUUUCUGGAGAAAACAACUGCAAAUCAUCCGCAGAACCUGAAGAUUUCCUUGGAUGACAUAGGCAGUAGCAUCCAAGACCCCUUUGAUUUUGCUGACAAAGACCACGGCCUUGUCCUCACCCGGGAAGACAUCAAGAAGCAGGGGCUGCACCUGAUCGAAAGCAAGAAGAAAAGCAGGAAGAAGUAG